Messenger RNA from Fusarium coffeatum, 801 nucleotides. RefSeq lists its product as uncharacterized. The record is from RefSeq and is a predicted model, not a curated record. Gene Ontology annotation, molecular function: oxidoreductase activity. The transcript has a single exon. Bases 1 to 801 code for a protein of 266 amino acids. NCBI's taxonomy places the organism in Eukaryota, Fungi, Ascomycota, Sordariomycetes, Hypocreales, Nectriaceae.
AUGCUCAACCUCAAUAACAAGGUAGCCCUGGUCAUCGGCCUCGGUCAAACAGGCACCGAAGGCUGGGGCAUCGGCGCAGCAAGUGCCGUGUCCCUCGCCCGCCAAGGAGCCCUCAUAUUCGGCGGCAACCGCACUCUCGCCUCAACGAACAAGACCAAACAAACCAUCGAAGCAAAAGGCGGAACAUGCGAUAUCCUCGCUACAGACGCCACAGAUUCUUCAUCCGUGAAAGCGCUGGUUGAUGCGUGUAUGGCCAAGCAUGGAAGGAUAGACAUCCUCCUCACAAGCGUCGGUCAAUCACAACCUGGAGAUCCUGCAUCUAUGACUGAAGAUGUCUGGGAUGCGCAGAUGGAUAUUAAUCUGAAAAGCGUGUAUUUGGCUACACAUUAUGUUCUUCCUAUAAUGAAAGCUCAAGGAACCGGUUCAGUGAUCUGUAUUUCCAGUAUCGCUGGUCUUCGAUACAUUGGCAAGCCGCAAGUAGCGUACAACACUACAAAGGCAGCGAUACUACAGUUUGUCAAAGCUACGGCUGUUAUAUAUGCGGACAAGGGUGUGAGGCUGAAUGCCGUUGUGCCGGGACUUAUGGAUACACCUUAUACGAAGAGUAUGGCGGAGAGAUUUGGAAGGGAUUAUAAGGAGAUGUGUACGGUUAGGAAGGGACAGGUUCCGAUGGGGAGGAUGGGGGAUGCGUGGGAUGUUGCGAAUGCGGUUGUGUUUUUGGCGGCGGAUGAGGCGAGGUAUAUUACGGGGCAGAAGAUUGUUGUUGAUGGGGGUAUAACCUCAUCUACGGGUAGGGCUUAG